GUCCCUUCCUUCUUCUCUUCUUUCUUUUCAUUCUAUUUUCUUCUAUAGAGACAGAGUCUCUCUUUCCCUUUCUUUCGCUUUUUCCAUUCAUUUCGGCCACCGUUUUUUACAUUCGAUUUUCAGAACAGCGUCCGGAACGCCCAGCGGGUUUCAAGAGCUUCAAGCUAAACCAUCACCUAGAACGACAUGUCUCUUAAGGCCGAACUCGAAACAUGGGCUGCUGCUCUCAAGGCUUACGAUGAUCAGGACUUUGACAAGGCCUUGCAGUUGUUCUCUGAAAUUGCGGACAACUCCAAAAUCCAUACGAACAUAGGACUCAUUUACGCUACCCUGGGUGAACAUGAAGAGGCCGUCAAGCACUUUAUCGAGGCAACGGGUAUGGAUCAGUAUUUGGCCGUGGCUUACUUCCAAUGCGGUGUCUCAAACUUCCUUCUGCAACGUUACGAACUCGCCCUCAAGGACUUUGAAGAGGCUCUCCUCCACCUCAGGCAGAACCAGACGAUUAACUAUGAGCAAUUGGGUCUACAAUUCAAGUUGUACUCGGCAGAAGUCUUGUUCAACAUGGGCCUGUCACUCAUCUUCAUGGGACAAAUCGAGAUGGGGCUUCAAAACUUUGAGGCUGCACGGCGGGAAAAGGCGACCGAAGACCACAACGUUAUUGAUGAGGCGAUUAGGGAUCAGGGGAGAGGCUAUACUGUGUUCAGCAUUCCUGUCGGCGUUCUAUACCGACCAUCAGAGAAGAAACUCAAGAAUGCUGUCCAGAAGGAUUAUAUGGGCAAAGCGAAAUUGGUUGCAUCGAGCGACCCUGACGACAAGAUCACAACCUUUGUAGGCUCCGCACGUUUGAAGAUGGGAAUAUCCCCUGCAGGCAUCUAUAUUGAUAGGCCUGAUAUCGAUACCCCUGCUGGUGCCGCAGUGUCCCGGAGCGCAACAGUUCCGGCAUCAUCUUACCCUGCUUCCAGGCCCGCGGAAUCCAUCAGGUCUGCAGGCCUCGAACGAUCCAAGACGACCAUCAACGUUCCUAGCAAUGCCCGUGCAUUAACAUCCCCACAAAGUCUCUCCCCAUCGUCCCGUCUCCCUCCCGUUUCUUCCGCUGGUGCUCUCGGUAGAAGUAACACUCAGAUCACACCUGGGCGACCGUCGCCAAGUGCCGGCAUGGGUGGACCCUCUCGCGGUAUGAGCGUGAGGAGGGCUGCUAGCCCCAGUUCUGGAGGCGCCGUUAACCCUCUACGGGUUCCUCCUAAGAACCUCCCUGAUGUUCCUGCCCCAGAACGAAUCACGGAAUUCUAUGACGACUACCUUGAUUCCUACGAAGACCAGCCACCUGUACCCCAGCUUUCUGCCCCACCGACAGCGGACCGUGUUGCUACAUGGGCCCGCCAAACCCCCGCAUAUCCUGCUGGCGUUGCUCGAUCCACCUCGCGAAGUGCCCCCAAUAGUCAAUAUGCUCCUAGUUCCUAUGGCGGCGGCUCGAUGAGGAGGAAACCGACGCGACGAGCGACCUCAAGGCAACAGAAUAGGAUUGGAAGCACUUAUGAAGAAGAGGAAGAAGGGUAUGGGAGCGGAGACUAUGACGAUGGACCAUUUGAGAUGAAUUUGAUUCGCGUCAAAUUGCACUAUCAAGACGAAACUCGAGGAAUGACUUUGGCACCCGAUCUCACAUUCAACGAGUUCAUUGUCAAGAUCACCGCCAAAUUCAACAAAUCGUUCAGUGGACUCGGACUCAAGUUCAAGGACGAGGACGGUGGCAAGGUUACCCUGCGAGACGAAUCUGACUAUGAGCUCGCCAUUGAAACAGCUCGUGAGAAUGCCAAAGGAAGAGCUGAAGGCAAACUCGAGAUUUGGUGCACUGACAUCUAAUGGUUUAUGUUGCAUUUACCUCCACUACUUUCGUUCAUGGCUCUGUUAACAUGUUCAUGGUUUAUAUCAUACCCUUUUGCUUCUUCUAGCUCUAGUCUCUAUGUAUGUAUCUUACUAUCCCCACUAUCCUUUCGUCGCUUGUGUUUUGGUUUUCCCUUAGAUUCGUCGUUCCACCACGCUCAUUUCCUCUCACUGGUGAUUUUCCAUCAUAAUUUGCUGCUACCCGCUUUCCGGAUGGUGUUCAUGUUCAUAGUUUUCGGGAACUCAAUUCGUGUGUAAAACUCUUUG
Molecule: messenger RNA, 2148 nt
Organism: Coprinopsis cinerea okayama7#130
Lineage: Eukaryota; Fungi; Basidiomycota; Agaricomycetes; Agaricales; Psathyrellaceae
Product: NADPH oxidase regulator NoxR
Exons: 9
Coding region: 187-1860 (557 amino acids)
Molecular function (GO): protein binding
Source: RefSeq, a predicted model, not a curated record